Messenger RNA from Drosophila elegans, 2461 nucleotides. RefSeq names its product histone H4 transcription factor (gene Hinfp). Lineage: Eukaryota; Metazoa; Arthropoda; Insecta; Diptera; Drosophilidae. The record is from RefSeq and is a predicted model, not a curated record. The transcript is spliced from 3 exons. Gene Ontology annotation, biological process: regulation of transcription by RNA polymerase II; anatomical structure development. Bases 126 to 1535 code for a protein of 469 amino acids. Gene Ontology annotation, molecular function: DNA-binding transcription factor activity, RNA polymerase II-specific; RNA polymerase II cis-regulatory region sequence-specific DNA binding.
GCGAGCGACUGCCAUCGCUAGUUUGGGCUCCCACAAAAUUGCUUUUCGCACCAAAAACCGCCCCAAAUUGUGUACAAUUUCCACAGAACUGGGAUUAGUGGGACGGAUCCCCUCGAGAAAUUGCCAUGUUGAGACCCCAGCCAUCGAUGCCCUUGCCACAGCCGCCGGGAAAGCGAAAGAAGCCCGCGGAAUUGCAAUUAACCUGCGAAUGGCGCGGUUGCCAGGAGAUUUGCACGGGCGAAUGGAACCUCAAUAGUCACAUAGCCGAGCAUCUGGAGCAGUAUGCCCGGGAGCAGGAUAGUCGGGAGGAUGGCGACCACAAGGAGCACCAGUGCACAUGGAGCACCUGCGACUUCAUCACUUCCAAUCUAGUGGAAUUCGAACGGCACUCGUAUUACCACGGCUACUACCUGCACCUCCUGCUGCAGGGCAAACUGGAGUGCGAUCUGCAUCCGGAAAUCCCCACCUGCACUGCUCCACCGCGCCUGAUGGACAAGCUGCCUGUCCUUGGCCAGAAUUUCCGCUGUGGAUGGACGGAUUGCGAACGGGAGUUCGUUUCCAUCGUCGAGUUCCAAGAUCACAUUGUCAAGCACGCCCUCUUCGAGUACGACAUCCAAAAGACGCCGGAGGACGAGCGGCCCAAGACCAUGUGCAACUGGACCAUGUGCCACAAGCACAUGGGCAACAAGUAUCGCCUCAUCGAGCACAUAAGCACCCACUCGAACAAGAAGCAGGUGGCCUGCUUCCACUGCGGGGAACUGUUCCGCACCAAGACCACCCUCUUCGAUCACCUGAGACGCCAGCCCGAGAACAACACGAACAGCUUUCAGUGCGCGCAGUGCUUCAAGUUCUUUGCCACCAAGAAGCUGCUGAAGAGCCACGUGGUGCGGCAUGUGAACUGCUACAAGUGCACCAUGUGCGACAUGACCUGCAGCUCGGCCAGCUCGCUGACCACCCACAUCCGUUACCGCCACCUCAAGGACAAGCCACUAAAGUGCAGCGAAUGCGACACGCGCUGCGUCCGGGAAUCGGACCUGGCCAAGCACGUCCAGAUCGUCCACUCGAAGACGGUGCACCAGUGCGAGCAUCCCGACUGCCACUACUCCGUGCGCACCUACACGCAGAUGCGAAGGCAUUUCCUAGAGGUUCACGGCAAUAAUCCCAUCCUCUACGCCUGCCACUGCUGCGAGCGCUUCUUCAAAAGCGGCAAAUCCCUGUCCGCUCACCUGAUCAAAAAGCACGGCUUCCGGCUGCCAUCGGGACACAAAAGAUUCACCUACCGGGUGGACGAGAACGGAUUCUAUCGCCUGGAGACGACGCGUAUCGAAAGCUUGGAGGUUACGCAGCAGAUACUGUCGCCGCAGGUGAAUGUCUCGCUGGAGAUCGAUCUGAAACCGGGCACGGGAACCUGUUACGAGAUCGUGGAUCCCACAAACACCGAAUUCGAGCGCAUCAUCGUCUCGAAUGAUCCGCACGAAGCGCAGCUGAUGGGCGAAGUGAUCAUCUCGCUGCCUAGCUUAACGGAGGAGCUGUGAGGAAUGGAGGUGAACGGAACCAACGGCAGCUAGCAGCCAAUACUUCUGAUCUCGUGUGCCCACUUACGAUUAAGCACUAGCAGUAAGACUUAAGUAGAAAGUAGAAAAAUGCGGCGACAUGUCAUAACGCCCUUGGGCAUAAUGUCCAUGACAAGAUCAAUCAUAGUAUCUAAGGUCAAGGGGUAACACCACUUUAAGAAAUACGGAAACUUGAUCACCCCAAUGUAUUAAACUUUAGGUUCAUAAUUGCAUCUAUUAGUUACCGACUUUUUAUAGAAAGUUAGUUUUAUAUUUUGUUUUUAGUCAUUUUGUUAUGCUUUGUUCGUCUGAUUUACAAAUUACCUACAAAUUUUACAUUUCAAGCUGUUUGUUUUAAGGUUAAUGAUAGUACUUUUUUUUUUUAAAUUUCUGAAAAAAUGCAGUUUGUUUUCAAAGCCUUAGAUUGGUGUUUCCCCUUAACUCAAAACUUCCAUGGACCUUAUUCACAAUAUCUAUUAGGUCAUAAGGCCCUAAAUCCUUAUCGACCAGAACAUUGUAGUUGUGUUCUAUAACAUUUAAAGGCAAUGCAAUUUACAUACGAAUGUAAACGCCAUAAACAUUUCCGAUGUUUAAGGAUGCUACAAUCAAGCCUUACGUGGGUUAGUAAAAAUAUUUACAAAUUAAAAUUAAAAAACGACUUAUAUCAAAGGUGGGCGCUAUGUCGUCACUGCGAAAUGCAUUGAUUCUGUACAAUCAUAUCCCAAAACCAUUGUUUUAGAUUCUAUGUGCGUGCCUGCGCCUGUGUGUGAAAUGUUUGUGAGUGGUUUUCAUUAUCCAUCCUGGGAUCGAGAUCCAUUUGUCAUUUAGUCCUAAGCGAUUUGACAGUUUCCAGUAGCAACUUUAUUGUUUAAGAUGUGUAGCAAAUAAAAAACAAAUCAAACCCUAAA